GCAAGAGCAGCCGGCAUGGAUGCAGAAAAUCGCGUUAUUAUCAACGUCGGCGGCAUUCGCCACGAGACUUACAAGGCGACACUGAAAAAGAUUCCGGCAACACGACUUUCUCGCCUCACAGAAGCGUUGGCGAACUAUGACCCGGUUCUCAACGAGUACUUCUUCGACCGCCACCCGGGCGUCUUCUCCCAGGUGCUCAACUACUACCGCUCGGGGAAACUGCACUACCCGACCGACGUGUGCGGGCCGCUGUUCGAGGAGGAGCUCGAGUUCUGGGGCCUCGACGCCAACCAGGUGGAGCCCUGCUGCUGGAUGACGUACACGCAGCAUCGCGACACGCAGCAGACGCUUGCAGUGCUCGACCGGCUCGACCUUGACACGGAGAAGCCCAGCGAUGAGGACGUCGCCCGCAAGUUCGGUAUCGAGGAGGAGUACUUUUCCGGCAACAUUCCCUUCUGGAAACGACUGCAGCCGAAGAUAUGGGCGCUCUUCGAUGAGCCGUACUCAUCAAAAGCUGCUAAGAUCGUCGCUGGAAUGUCAGUUUUCUUCAUCGUCAUCUCGAUACUGUCGUUCUGCUUGAAGACGCAUCCACACAUGCGGGUACCGCACAUUCGCAACGUCACCGUUCACAUCUCGCCCAACAUAACCACGUGGACAUUAGAUAAGGAGAGGACGGAAGCACACGGAGCAUUUUUCUACAUCGAGUGUGUGUGCAACGCCUGGUUCACGUUUGAAUUCAUCAUCCGGUUUAUCGUGAGCCCCAACAAGUUCGAUUUCUUACGAGCCCCGGUGAACAUUAUUGAUUUCGUUGCUACGAUGUCGUUUUAUAUAGACUAUAUGUUAGGUAAGUUAAAUUUCAACAACGCGGAUAUCCUUGAGUUCUUCAGCAUAAUACGUAUCCUGAGACUGUUCAAGCUAACGAGGCAUUCACCUGGUCUCAAGAUUCUCAUCCACACGUUCAAAGCCAGCGCCAAGGAACUGACGCUCCUGAUAUUCUUCUUGGUUCUCGGCAUAGUGAUAUUUGCCAGCUUAGUGUACUAUGCAGAGCGAAUACAGGACAACCCACAAAACGACUUCACGAGCAUUCCCGUUGGGUUAUGGUGGGCAAUUGUCACCAUGACCACUGUCGGCUACGGUGAUAUGGUGCCGAAGACAUAUGUUGGUAUGUUUGUGGGCGCCCUCUGUGCGCUGGCUGGUGUACUGACGAUAGCGUUACCCGUGCCCGUCAUCGUUAGCAAUUUCGCCAUGGUCUACUCGCACUCUCAAGCUCGGGCCCGGCUGCCAAAGAAACGCCGGCGCGUAUUGCCCGUAGAGGCUCUGCGUGCUGGACCUCCGAUCCCUUCACACGGCAAAGGCCCCGGUGGUACUGGCCCGCCCGUCAACCGUCGCAUGAAUGCCAUCAAACACCAAAACCACCCGAUCAAGGACAGGGACAACAACAUUAAUAAAAUAGAUAUGCGUAUGGGUGGUAACCCAGGACCAGAGACUCUGUCAAUGUGA
Molecule: messenger RNA, 1500 nt
Organism: Priapulus caudatus
Lineage: Eukaryota; Metazoa; Priapulida; Priapulimorpha; Priapulimorphida; Priapulidae
Product: potassium voltage-gated channel protein Shaw-like
Exons: 3
Coding region: 16-1500 (494 amino acids)
Biological process (GO): potassium ion transmembrane transport; protein homooligomerization
Cellular component (GO): axon; voltage-gated potassium channel complex; neuronal cell body membrane
Molecular function (GO): delayed rectifier potassium channel activity; protein binding
Source: RefSeq, a predicted model, not a curated record